Sclerotinia borealis F-4128 is the source of this 1320-nucleotide messenger RNA. The record is from the annotation of a GenBank genome assembly. NCBI's taxonomy places the organism in Eukaryota, Fungi, Ascomycota, Leotiomycetes, Helotiales, Sclerotiniaceae.
AUGCCACGAGAUCCUCUGAUCGGCCUUAUGCUUCGUCAAAAGUUGGUGCGUAAAUAUCCUAUCCAUACCAUCCCCAUCCCAACCUCAAAUUACCCCUCCAUGUACUUACAUACUCUCUCUCGCGCAGGCAAUUUCCCAUUCACAACCAUCGACCCUCAACGCGCAAUCGGCUAUCUUCAAAUUGAUUGCGCCUGCGCUCGCUAUAAUCUUCAAUCGCGCUGCAAACCCAACUAUGGAUCCUGUAUAGACGGUCGUCGCUCUGUUCCCAUCGAACUUCUUGACGUAGCGGGUCUUGUCCCGGGCGCCCACGAAGGAAAAGGUCUAGGAAAUAAAUUCCUCGACGAUUUACGUCAUGCAGAUGCACUCAUCCACGUCGUAGACGUAAGUGGCACAACUGAUGCAGAGGGAAAAGCAACAAGAGGUUACGAUCCUAGUUAUGAUAUCGUGUGGUUGCGCUCGGAGAUUGUGGCAUGGAUUCGAGGAAACUUGAUGCAAAAAUGGGGAUCGAUAAAACGAAGACAUGUAGCUGUAAAAGCUACGGCUGUUGAGACAUUACAGGGUCAAUUUUCCGGAUAUGGAAGUACAAGUGUGGUGGUUGCGCGGACGUUGGACAAAUUAGGGUUGAAGGAAUCAUUGGAACAUUGGUCUGAUGAAACGAUCGAUUUGAUGGUGAAUGCUUUCACGGAUGAGAAAUUUCCAACGGUCAUUGCGCUCAAUAAGAUCGAUCAUGCGGAUGCGGAUAAGAAUAUUAGCAAGAUUGCAAAGAUGCAGGAUCCGAAGAGUAUUGUGCUAUGUAGUGCUGUUUCGGAAGUCUUCCUGAGAAGGUUGGCUAAACAGGGCUUUGUGAAGUAUACAGAGGGGAGCGAGUUUGUGGAUACGAAAGAGGAUCUAAUUGCUGAUGGCGAUGAAACUGGUGGAGGUCUAAAGGAAAUGGAUGAAAAGCUCAAAGCGAGGAUUGAGAAUUUGAAGGAUAUGGUUCUUUACAGAUUCGGAAGUACGGGGGUAGUACAAGUACUUUCUCGAGCAGCAGAAUUACUUGGUUUAGUACCAGUAUUUCCUGUAAGGAAUGUUGGAAGUCUAAUUGCAGGAACUGGUGGAUCAGGAAGUGAGAAAGUGUUUAGGGAUUGUGUGUUGGUGAAGAAGAAUACUACAGUCGCGGAGUGUGCGAGAAAAGUCAUGGGAGAUGCUCCUUUAGCUUAUGUUGAAGGAGCUGGUGGAGUGAGGGUUUCGGAAGAUGCUAUUGUUUCUGUUGGUCAUAAUGAUGUGCAUCCUCUCCUUCAGAGUCGGCAGAGCUUAAGAAGCACACCGCGAGCAUCUUAA